GUCUGCUCCAAACAAGAACUUGUUGCUUGUUUUCAUUGUACUCUCUCCCCGAGAACUUUUUCACGUUUGCUCGACCGGAUCCCACUUGACAAUAUACUAGCAAAAGAGCCGGUCGAAAAUACCAAUAUCACACAGCCAACAUCAUGUCAGGCUUCCAGAUCCCCGGCCUGGGGUUCGCGAAACCAAACGAGACGCUCCCACCGGUGCCCGCCGACGUUCUCGCUGCCGCCGCGAGCUUCGAGGGCGUCGAUCCCGAAAUCCUCGCUGCUGCCAACGGCACCGCGGAGCAAAUUCAAGACCAGAAUGAGGAUAUCAACAUGGGAGAGAACACGACCGAGUCGCAGCCUGCUCCUGCGCCUACAACAGAGCCCGUCGCAGCACCCAUCGCGGCGGCACCAGUUGCGGCACCAGAGGAGGCUACCGACCCCGAUGCCAUGAACGUCGACGAUGCCGCUGAGCCCCCUUCCCUGACAGACGCUCUCGAGGCCAUGAUCAGCGGUCUCGAUCAUACUCCCCUAGCCCAACCAGUCGAAGUCCCCCAAGAGGCGCCCGCAGCUCAGGAAGCACCUGCAUCUGCGCCGUCUGCACCUGCGACCGCACCUGUGCCGGCACCCGCAGCGCCAGAGAUGAUUGACGCCCCCCAAAUGCUCGACGCGCCCCAAAUGAUCGAUGCCCCGGCCUCCACCACAGACCAACCCGCCGCCGAAGGUGCCGAAGACGCCCACCCCGAAUGGGAAGCCGACUCCUCGCCCUACGAGUCCUCCUCCGACUCAAGCAGCGACUCCUCCUCCGACUCGGACGACGACUCCGACGCAGGCGGCUACCAGCUCCUCGGCGUGGAGGAAACAGCGCGCAUGCUCAUGGAGAUGGAAGGCGGCUCAGACGACGAAGGCGGCGACGGCGGCAAGAACGGCGGCGCGGGCGGCGCGGGCGCCUCGGGACACUUACGGACCAAGAACGAGGUCGCUGAUGUGUCGGUGCCCGCUAAGCCUGACGUCACGCUCACUGCCGACGACAAGAUUGAGGAGCUGGGUCUCGUGGAGCAGAUUGUUGAGAAUAUCAUGGUGGUGAGGGCGUUUACGCCCGGCGAGUACCAGGUUCUUGAUACGGGAUCUGUCCUCUGCACCGAGGACCGCAAGGUGUUUGGCGUGGUGUGGGAGACGAUUGGCAAGGUGCUGCAGCCGCUGUAUACCGUCAUGCUGGCCUCGGCCGAGGAGAUUACAGCCGCUGGGUUGUCUGUCGGUGCAAAGGUGUACUACCCGCCCGCCCACGCCAAAUUUGUGUUUACGCAGCCGUUGAAGAACCUCAAGGGAUCGGACGCGAGUAACAUUCACGACGAGGAGAUUGCAGAGGACGAGAUGGAGUUCUCGGAUGACGAAAAGGAGGCGGAGCAUAAGAGGCAGGUGAAGCAGAAGAAGAAGGAGGCGAGGUUCGGCAAGGACGGUGGUAGUGAACGCGGUGGACCCAGUGAGAAGAGGAGCAGAGGGAACCGCGAGCCGCAUCCGCUGCGCAACGAGGUCAGCGCCUACGCUGCCGCGCCGCCUUCUACGGACGGCGGACUCAACUACGAUGACGAGGACGAUGGUCCGUACAAGCCCCUCGCGCGACCGCCUGGAUUCGGCCAGGCCACGCCUGUGCAGCAGAGUUUCACCAUGGAGCCCGAGCCCGGCCGCUUCGGUGGACGUAGAGGUGGGCGCGGAGACUCUAGGGGACGCGGUGAUAGAGGCAGGGGAGGUGGUCGUGGCCGUGGACGCGGCGGGUACGGAGGCCGCGGGGAUCACAGAGAGGGAUACUCGGCACCUCAGAGACAUCACGCCGGCGGAGACCAGCAACAACAGCAGCAGCAGCCUCAGGGUGGACAAUGGGGCGGUGCCGGCGCGAACGGAUUCCAGGCUCCUCAGAACUACAACAAUAACCAGCAGCAGGGUGCGCCCGCGCCGACGGCGCCGACGUUCAACUUCCCUUUCCCCGGGAUGCCUGUGCCGCAGCCGGGACAGCAGGGCUUCUCUGCCGUUCCGCCCCCGCCGCCUGGUUGGCCGGCGCAGGGUGGUCAGCCAGGGCAGAACGCGCAGCAGGGUGCUUAUAUCAACCCGGCCUUUUUUGCGGCGUUGCUUGGGCAGAUGCAGCAGCAGGGCCAGCAGCAGGGCCAGCAGGGCCAGCAGCAGCAACAACAACAGGGAGGACAACAGCAGGGACAGCAGCCUCCUCAGCCUCCUCAACCUCCGCAUCAAUGGGGUGCUCAGCCGCCUCCGCGGUAGAUUGGCUUCCAUCGAGGUUGGAAGUAUGAUUCGGUUGUUGUGCUGCCGGCGGAGAGUUGAGAGUGCCGGGCUGGAUGAGCUUUAUCGAGCUGUACAGACCAUACGAGGUGGAAGGCAGCGUGGGGGUGGAUUGAGACCUCUGGGUCUCUGCACUUAGACCAGUGAAGCCAUAUUGGACAUGUGCCAACUACGAGCACGGAAACCCAAAGUACCUUUGCAAAUGAGGUCUCGAAGCAAGGGACGUGCAAAGGCUUCGAUCGCAUGGCUUGCUCUAGCUACCAUGUUUGGCACACUGGACCAAGACGCUACCAACUAGAGCUCAAAACGCAAACUGCGAGAGAGUGACUAGAAAAAAGCGCAAUUGGUGGUUAUUUGUAUCGCUUUGUAAUGAUGAGAACUGCGGGAACUCGCGACGCGACCAUACGCGAGGAGGAGAUAAGGAUUAGAUAAAAGUGAAAAAAAAGUUUCUAUUUUGACGUUAGA
This is a messenger RNA of Colletotrichum godetiae, 2741 nucleotides long. Its product is annotated as Gar1/Naf1 RNA binding region-domain-containing protein. The transcript has a single exon. The record is from RefSeq and is a predicted model, not a curated record. The coding region runs from base 144 to 2258 and encodes 704 amino acids. Gene Ontology annotation, molecular function: RNA binding. Gene Ontology annotation, biological process: ribosome biogenesis; pseudouridine synthesis; box H/ACA snoRNP assembly. Gene Ontology annotation, cellular component: sno(s)RNA-containing ribonucleoprotein complex. Lineage: Eukaryota; Fungi; Ascomycota; Sordariomycetes; Glomerellales; Glomerellaceae.